Eufriesea mexicana is the source of this 4849-nucleotide messenger RNA. RefSeq names its product exosome component Rrp6 (gene Rrp6). The record is from RefSeq and is a predicted model, not a curated record. Gene Ontology annotation, cellular component: nuclear exosome (RNase complex); nucleolus. Gene Ontology annotation, biological process: histone mRNA catabolic process; nuclear polyadenylation-dependent antisense transcript catabolic process; TRAMP-dependent tRNA surveillance pathway. Gene Ontology annotation, molecular function: 3'-5'-RNA exonuclease activity; single-stranded RNA binding; nucleotide binding. NCBI's taxonomy places the organism in Eukaryota, Metazoa, Arthropoda, Insecta, Hymenoptera, Apidae. The coding region runs from base 94 to 3966 and encodes 1290 amino acids. The transcript is spliced from 13 exons.
GGAAUGUAGUGGAUCGUAAUUUUUUACGUUUUCUUCACUCUGUCAAGUAAUUACAACGCGAAAGAGUAGGUGUUACGAAUUGUAAUUAACAGUAUGGAUUGUACGGAAGAUUGGAAUGGCAAUUGUCAAGAAUUAGAAAAUGAAAUUCAAGAAAAUGAAAAUGAAAAUGAGGAAGUUAACCAAAUUUUACCUGGGUAUGCGAGCUUUCAUGAUUACGUUCAGGAAGCAUACGAUACCAUAAGACUUGGGAUUAAAGUUGCCAAUAAUUUACCUAUUGGUUCAAAUUUCAAUUACUACUCGUGUUUUCCCGACUUUUGCAUAGCUAAGGAUGAAAAUAAAAAAUUGUUACUAAAUAUUAUGCAGCACAUUGUGAGUGCUGCAGAUAUAAAGACCAGUAUUUCGAAUAGAGAUGUCGAAGAAAGAUUUGAACUUUUAUUAGAAACUAAUGACGUACUUUUGGAUCGAGCUAAUGCUUUAAUGGACGAAGAUUGUGGCAUUAGCAAGGUUUCUGGAGUAGAAUUGGUGAUAUCACGUGCAGACAGACAAUCGAUCAAUUGCGGAUGGAACAAACGAAUUUGUCAGCCACCGCAAGAUACAAAGACUGACCAAUCUAUAUGUUUAUUAGCUGGCAAAAACAUUCAAAGACCACAGUUGCUGUUCAAAGAUAAAAUUGAUAAUAGUUACAAACCUUGGUGUCCUAGGAUUAAUGACAAACCGAAUUCUUUAAAACCAUUGGCUAUAUAUCUGGAAGAGGGUGAAAAUGGUGAAGUAUUCUGCCAUCCUUAUGAAUAUGAGCUGGAUAUGUUUGUCCCUCCUAAUGAUCAGUUGAAAAAAUCCGAACCUGUGAAAUAUAAAUCGAUGGAAGAAACACCAUUGGUAAUGAUCAAAGAGUCAUCGGAUAUUAAAUUAUUGUUGGAAGAUUUGAAACAACACAAAGAAAUUGCUGUAGAUUUGGAACAUCAUUCGUAUAGAAGUUUCCAAGGAAUAACUUGUUUAAUGCAAAUUUCAACGGGAGAUACAGAUUAUUUGGUAGAUACUCUGUCAUUGCGAUCUGAGUUGCACGAGUUAAAUGAGAUUUUUACUAAGCCUACCAUAUUAAAAGUGUUUCAUGGAGCAGAUUUAGACAUCCAAUGGCUUCAGAAAGAUUUAUCUCUCUAUGUUGUUAAUAUGUUUGAUACGCAUCAAGCGGCGAAACAACUUAAUCUGCCAUACUUAAGUUUAGCAUAUUUAUUAAAAUGUUACUGUCAUGUAGAUCCUAAUAAAUAUUUUCAAAUGGCCGAUUGGCGCAUAAGACCUUUACCGGAGAAACUUGUGAAAUAUGCUAGAGAAGACACGCAUUACUUAUUGUAUAUAAAGGAUAUAUUGAAAAAUGCUUUAAUAGAUGCUUCUAAUGGACAGAUUAACAUUUUGAAAGCUGUAUAUGACAGAAGCACGGAGAUUUGUAAGAAAACUUAUGUAAAACCAGCAUGGACAGAGGAGAGUUACAUGAAUAUGUACAGAAAGAGUCACAAACUAUUUAAUAAUAAACAACUUUAUGCUUUAAGAGAAUUACAUAAAUGGAGGGAUGAUAUUGCUAGACACGAAGAUGAUAGUAUUGGUUACGUUUUGCCAAAUCAUAUGCUGUUAAAUAUAGCUGAAACAUUACCUCGUGAAAUGCAAGGAAUUCUAGCAUGCUGUGACUCUAUUCCUCCUUUGGUUAGACAGAAUUUAUUAAAACUGCACAAAAUAAUAUUGAAAGCUAGAGAACAGCCAGUUACUAAACCAGUUUUAGAAGACAUUAGGCAAAGAUUGACACAAAGGAACAUUACCAGCACAGAAGUGUGGAUGUAUUCUCCUCAUGAUAUUCCCAGUGAUAUGGAAAUAAGAGCUGAUCUACCAUGUUUAUUAGACGAAGUUAGCAUAUUAGAAACAUCAGAUUUAAAUAUUGCUGCAAAGCAUACGGUGACUGUCUUCGAUAGUCCAACUACUUCUGAGGUUGAGGAAGUAGAGAAGAUUGAGCAAGAAAGCUCUAAGAAAAAACGAUUUGUUUUUGUAAGUCCAUUUGAACGGUAUAAACGAGUUAUACCUAUGCUAGCAGAAGAAGAAGCACGGAAAAUAGAGAAAGAGAGACAAGAAGAAGAAGAUCGUUUGAAUAAAUUGAAGAAAGAAGAAGAGGCGAUUACAGAGAGCAAACAGAGAGUUUAUGAACAUUUUAAGGAAGUUUCUAAAACACAGUCAGAUGAAAACACAUCGGAAUUGUCGAGAAAACCACCUCAGAUUACAUUGAGCCAGCUGCCGGAUCGUAAAAAGAAACGAGAUUCAAAUAUCAAUAAACAUUAUGAAAUAAAAGAGGACAAAGCUGAAUGUAAUUUGUCUACUCCGAUACCGACAUUAGAAACUAGGAUUCCUCAAGGGAUGAAACAAAGAUUAAAUGAAACUGAACGUUUAAGAGAAGAACAAAGUAUACAAGAAACUACGUCAAAAAAUCAAGGAGAAGCUUCGAAUAACAAAUCCGUUAAUUCAUUACGACCAAGAAAAAAGGGGGAGAAACAAAGUGUAAUGAAAGAUUUAGAAAAGAAAGGGAUGAUACCAUCGAAAACGUUCGAUUAUAAAACGGUAGAUUUUAGUACUUUCCAAGGAGGCAGUAAAGAUACGUCUAACCAAGUAAAAUUUGAACAAACAAUGAAGAGGAAAAAAGAAAGAAUUCUCGUCAUGUUAAUUUCUGUCGUACAUAAUCAAGAUUUGGAAGAAAGUACAGACAUAAAUAAAAGUUUGCAGCAUGUUGAUAACAAUUCGUUGGUUUUUGAUAACAACAGUUUGUCCGAUUUUUUGUUUACGCUCUCGAAUUCCUCAACUUUUAUCGAUUCUCGAAUAGAUUCUGACUCAAAUCAAGUGGAUUGUUUUGGUUUAGGAAAAGGAUUAGCUACACUUUUAGGAUGGUUUUUUGUUAGAAACGGAACAAAUGCGGAUGUGGAUGUUAAAUUUUUCCUUUCUUCAAGAAAACAACCACAACGCGUUCGGGUAUCAUUUGGUAAACAAUUUGGUUUGGAGUGGACAGAUUUUCAAAUCGAACGGAGGACAAUCGUGAUAGUUCAUGGAUUCUUAUCCCAUGGCCAACAAUCAUGGAUUACUGAGAUGGAGAAAUCGUUCCUGCAAUGGAGGGACGUUAAUGUCAUAGUUGUAGAUUGGAGUGCUGGAGGUAAUACUUGGAAUUAUUACAGAGCGGUGGUUAAUACAAGACAAAUAGGGUAUAAAAUUUCAAGAUUUUUAGAACGCAUAGAAAAUGCAACAAUUGCUCAAAAUGGUUCCGGCAACGAUAAUUGGGGUCCAUUACAUCUAAUAGGGCAUAGCCUUGGUGCACAUAUUUGCGGUUUCGCUGCGAAAGAGCUAAAAAAGAGACAGAGUAAAUGGAAAGUCCAGAGGAUAACAGGUUUGGAUCCUGCACAACCUUGUUUCAAAAAUGCAGACUCUACGAUGAAGCUUCACAAAUCCGAUGCAUCGUUCGUCGAUGUUAUUCACACCAACGGUAGACUGCUUUCUGAAAUUGGAUUAGGUUUACCAGAACCAAUAGGACAUGUUGAUUUCUAUCCUAACGGUGGUAGAAGUCAACCGGGUUGCCUACGGGUUGAUUCUUCGUAUUUCGAAUACUUACCAAUUCCUAUUCGAGCAAUUAACAAAUCUAUAUGCAGUCAUGGACGUUCGUAUAUUUACUUGACGGAAUCUUUGAUAUCCGAGGUUAGACGCAAUUGUACAUUUUGGGCGCAUCAUUGGAAUUUAUCGUAUCGAAGCUUGAUGCAAACAUCAGCGGAAUCUUGCAACUGGGACAAUUGUACUGAAAUGGGUAUAAAUGCGAUUAAUUAUUCUCAGCGGGGAACGUUUUUUGUCGCUACAUCCGGCGCUGCACCAUUUUGCAUUAACGACACUCGCAUAAUCGAUGAAGUAAUAAUUCAGUUGGAGAGAGAUUACGCAAACGAACUUUACGAUUGAGAUGUAUAAUUACAUACAACAUUUAAGCUAUUAAAUGCAGCUAAGUAUUAUUUACAAUAAAAUUUCGAAAAUUAAACAAGUUAUAUACAUGUCACGCUAGUUAAUUUGAUUAUUUAGCGUGGAUGCUGCGUAAAUAAGCAGUCUUCGAUUAUCUAAAGAAGAAACAACGCCUACUUUCUUCUUCCGUUAAUUAUUUUACAUACGUUUACGUUCUACACAACACUGACUUCGAUUCAUAUUCACACGCACAUACAUAUUUAUAUAUAUUAAUAAUACAAAUGAAUCAUAAAUUAUAAUGCGCAAGUUAUACAAACAGAAAGAUAUACUUCGUUGUACAAAUUUAUUUUUUCAAAUUAUUACAUAUGAUAUUGUGACGAAAAUAUUAACUUUGUUCCAAGUUAAAUUCGUGCAUUCCGCACAAUUUUUAUAUAUUCUAUCAUUGGCACUUUAUUAACGUGAACAAAUAUUUAGUAACUUGCUUUUUAAGAAGAAUGUACCAAACACGUGUACACAUUUAACAAAUAUUCCCGUAGACUAUAACAGCUUUUUUGGUGCGUCGUACUAUUUCGUAUUGUGCAGUAUUCGUUACUACAGUCAAUACGAUUCAGUAUCGAAAUACAACAAAGAAAUGUCGAUCUGUACAGUCAAAUUUAUCAUUUAAAAAUGUUACGUUUGAAUUUCAAGCGUACUUUGGUAGUUUGCGGAUCUGUAUAAUCGAUAUCUUUCAUUGUCAUUCACUCUUUGCAUUUUCAAUUACGUUUCUAUAGUUUUCACGUAUCUCUACACAUAUAUCAUAUCCGCUCCUAUCCCCAUUCUGAUCACAUCGCACUGGCAUUUGCUCUUCUUUUUCCUCGGUUUAGUAUCAGAGGAAAAAAAAAAAAAA